This is a messenger RNA of Octodon degus (degu), 4494 nucleotides long. RefSeq names its product synaptotagmin 11 (gene Syt11). Gene Ontology annotation, biological process: vesicle fusion; regulation of calcium ion-dependent exocytosis; cellular response to calcium ion. Bases 250 to 1545 code for a protein of 431 amino acids. NCBI's taxonomy places the organism in Eukaryota, Metazoa, Chordata, Mammalia, Rodentia, Octodontidae. Gene Ontology annotation, cellular component: membrane; synapse; axon. The transcript has 4 exons. The record is from RefSeq and is a predicted model, not a curated record. Gene Ontology annotation, molecular function: calcium-dependent phospholipid binding; phosphatidylserine binding; clathrin binding.
AAAAGGCGGAGCUUGUCUCGCAUCAGGACCAGUCUGACUGCACCUGCAUCCUGAGCUCAGAGCGUCCCUGGAGCAUCUUAAGAGGAGAACGCAGCUGGCAACCAGGGACUGGACCGUCGCAGGAGACGUCUGCCAGAUACCUUCCCCCACCCAGACCUAGAGAUCUACAGCUGCAGCCUCGGUACUGGAGGUGGGGUUCCCAGAGUUACCUGACCGUUGCGUUUAAUAGCAACAGCUUCUGAUUACGACAUGGCUGAGAUCACCAACAUCCGACCUAGCUUUGAUGUGUCCCCCGUGGUGGCUGGUCUCAUCGGGGCCUCUGUGCUGGUGGUAUGUGUUUCGGUGACUGUCUUUGUCUGGACAUGCUGCCACCAGCAGGCAGAGAAGAAGCACAAGACCCCGCCAUACAAGUUUAUUCACAUGCUUAAAGGCAUCAGCAUAUACCCAGAGACCCUCAGCAACAAGAAGAAAAUCAUCAAAGUGCGGAGAGACAAAGAUGGCUCUGGGAGGGAAGGUGGACGUGGAAACCUCUUGGUGGAUGCAGCAGAGGCUGGUCUGCUAAGCCGAGACAAGGGUUCCAGGGGGCCCAGUUCUGGAUCUUGUAUAGACCAGUUACCCAUCAAAAUGGACUAUGGGGAAGAACUGAGGAGCCCCAUUACGAGCCUGACCCCAGGGGAAAGCAAAACCACCUCUCCAUCAUCUCCAGAGGAAGAUGUCAUGUUGGGAUCCCUCACCUUCUCAGUGGACUAUAAUUUCCCAAAAAAAGCUCUGGUGGUGACAAUCCAGGAGGCCCAUGGGCUGCCAGUGAUGGAUGACCAGACCCAGGGCUCUGACCCCUACAUCAAAAUGACCAUCCUACCUGACAAGCGGCAUCGGGUGAAGACCAGAGUACUGCGGAAGACCCUGGACCCUGUGUUUGAUGAGACCUUCACCUUCUAUGGCAUCCCAUACAGCCAGCUGCAGGACCUGGUGCUACACUUCCUUGUCCUCAGCUUUGAUCGCUUCUCUCGAGAUGACGUCAUCGGGGAAGUCAUGGUGCCAUUGGCUGGGGUAGACCCCAGUACAGGCAAGGUCCAGCUGACCAGGGACAUCAUCAAAAGAAAUAUCCAGAAGUGCAUUAGCAGAGGGGAGCUCCAGGUGUCUCUGUCCUAUCAGCCUGUGGCACAGAGAAUGACAGUGGUGGUCCUCAAAGCCAGACACUUGCCGAAGAUGGACAUCACCGGUCUUUCAGGUAAUCCUUAUGUCAAGGUGAACGUCUACUACGGCAGAAAGCGCAUCGCCAAGAAGAAGACCCACGUUAAGAAGUGCACUUUGAACCCCAUCUUCAAUGAGUCUUUCAUCUACGACAUCCCCACUGACCUCCUGCCUGAUAUCAGCAUUGAAUUCCUCGUCAUCGACUUCGAUCGCACCACCAAGAACGAGGUGGUGGGGAGGCUGAUCCUGGGAGCUCACAGUGUCACAGCCAGUGGUGCCGAACACUGGAGAGAGGUCUGUGAGAGUCCCCGCAAGCCUAUAUCCAAGUGGCACAGUCUGAGCGAGUAUUAAUCCUGUUCUUCUCGCCUCUAAACCUGGAGCCAGGCUGGGGAGGGAUGUUGCAGGGAGAGAUGACAGAGAAGCGAACUCAAAACCUCAUUUUAGUUGUAGAAGAAAAUUUCUUACAAAACAAACCCCACAGAGAACACCCUACAUGACCACAGCUGCAGAUCUGUUAUUAGCAGUGAUUUUUUUUUUCUCCUUCGCAGGGCACUAGAAAUUCUUUUGUUUUUUAAAUGGGGGGAAAAAGAGAGGGGAAGACCCUACAAUCCUAUAUAUAACAAUGUAACCUUGUACUUGCAUGUCUAAUACACACUGAAGAAAUUAGCCUAUCUGCCAGUAUCAAGUUGCAGAUUUUAAUCCAUGAAAAUUGUGUUUUGUGCCGAGUUGUAUUUGCUGAUUACCUGAAAUUGGCAUCUUUUCAUUGGGCUUCUCUGGAGAGUUACUCCCACUCCCCACCUCUGCAGAAGAAGAGUUUGCUCUUGUAAAAUUUCAUGUUUUCAUGAUUCCCAUCUUUUCUUCCACCUUUUGUAUCUCUGUGCUUUGACUGAACUCAAGGCCCAGAGGUCUGUGUAAGCCAAGAAACAAAGGUAGGGUGAUACAGUGGGGCUUGCAGGAGAAAACGUGACUGGAAGUGGGGCGUUUUUGCUGCCAGUCCUGCUGCUGUGAAGGGGCAGUGGGCAGUUAUGCUCAACUGAUACCUGCCCCCACCCCAGUGAAGCACAUAGAACAUAUCGGGUUUAUCAGGUAGAACUUGGAUCUACAAAACUCCUGACUUCUCUAAAAAGAGCUCUGGAGACUUUACAUUCAGCUGCAGGAUAGAACCAGUGGGCACAAGCAGCUGACCCCAAAGAUUAUUUGCAGGUAUGAGGACAAGGAGAGGAGCAAGGAAGUGACUGCCCCUCCCCUUUGCAGCUCUCUCCUGUAGUGACACCUCUUUCUAGGUUAAUCUGUUUGAAGGGUUACACUGGCCUUUGGUUCCCCAGAAAUCCGGACUAUGGAGAGUCUUCUCAAAUGGCUUAGAUGUUCUAAUGAGAUUAGAUUUGUUUCCUAAGGGAAAAGGCCCUCAAAUAAUUAUUCUUCCUCUUUAAAUUUUUCGAUAUACAGAUCUUUAAGCAACCAUGUGGCUGAGUUAUAAAGAUACAUUUUCCUUUCCCUCAAAAUAAAGUGCAUAAUUCUUGGGGCUUUAGUCUCACAAUAUGGAAAGGAUGGGAGAUCCGGCGUUUAGUCCUCCUGCUGCUGGGCAGUACAGGUUGAGCAAUUCAGCUCCAGACUGCAGUCAGAAUCCAGUUCUGCUUCUUCCUGGUGCAGCUGCAUCCCCCUGUGGCGAUUCCAGGUGGCAGGGACUUCAGCACCCAUGAGUAAGCUUGGGUGGGCAGCACAUGGUUUUGACAGCCUGAAGAGGAACUUGGUCAAAUAAGCAGCAGCUUGACCCAGGGCCUGAGAGGGGAGUGUAGCGUCCACUUCCACACAAGAUCAUCGCUUUCUAACUUGCUCCUGAAAAGGGAGUGGAAAAGCUGAGUCUCCACGGAGAAGGUGGUGACAUUGCUCUUAGUGUCCCCUGAGAUUGUGUGGAUUUAAAUCCAGUCUGCUCCCUGCCCCCAUCCUUUGCUUUGGUUUUGUUUUGACCCAGAUUCUUGACAAUGCAGAGUGAUUCUGUGCAGGCGCAAAGUCCCUUCUCUGUCCUUGUCCCCAUCCACACCUCCCCCCUCACAUCUGACUCUAUCUCAUCACCAGUUGGGGCCACACCACUAAUCUCUGUCCUCUAACCCAUGGAAUGUAAAUAUUGUAUCAUACGUAGAAGAAAAUAAUUUUUGUUUUCUAAAAAUGCAUUUUGAAAUAGUUUAAAUGUAAAUCUGGCAGGAGCAUUCUGAAGCCCCAUUAAGAAAAAAUCUAAAUGAUUCCUCUUCAUCGCCUUAAUGUCUAAAGAUCAGAAACCGCUGAGCAUCCCGCUUUUGUUUCCUUCCCAGAAACAAUGCAGAGCGACAGGUGGAGUCAGUCUGGUCUUUGCCCUGCAGUGUGCCUCUGUAGCUCCUCCUGCCAUAAGCCCGGGGAGACAGCCUUGCCCACCCCCGAUGCCCAUCUCCUGGUAGCUUUACUCCUUCCUUACAUCCUUUGGGUCUGUGGAGCAGUGGGUGAUGAGGUGCCAGGGAGAAACCAGCCGCUCUGUAAGCCGGGAACCACCUCCGUGCCUUUACCAGGAAAAGGCAAAGAGGUGGCCAGCAUAGGAUUCCUCCCUCCAACCUCAGGCCUGAUCCAUCCUGCCCUGGAGUAUGUUGUCCCAAAGUUUCUUAGUUGACUUUGGCUUUCAUAUUUGUUCUUUGCAGAGAGAACUGAUAAGGCUGAGGCAGAGUGCCUCUUCCCAAGAGUCAGUUGACAGACAAGAGAGUCACAUCCUAGUGUUUGCACAAGGCGCUCGUAGUCAGGAAUAGGUUAGGCAAUGGUCACGUCCGAGUCUCCAAAAGCUAAUUCUUCUCUGGAUAUCUUGCUCCCUUCGGGAACACGAGUUUUCCUUAAUAACAAAAGUCCUUUUAUGAGUUGUUCCUUCCUCCAGUUCCCAGUGGAGCACAGCCAAGAUGUACCUGUUUCCUGACAGUGCUCUAGGUAGGAAACCACGUAAAACUGCUCUGUGGGACAGGGGUGGCUUGCUAAGGAGAGGAAAAUGCAAGUCCCUUUUCUUGGAAGGCUCUCGUGAUGGCCAUGACAGUGACAUUGCCCUCACCAUGAUCCCUCUCCGAAGUGGUCGUCUUUCUUUACCUUGUGUCUUCUCUUGUAAAAAUGAAACUCAAAGAUAAACAUGUCAAAUUUAAAAAAAAAAAUAAAACAAAAAAGCUAACAUGAAUUGUGUGGAAAUUGCAUAAUGCUGUAACACUAACCUACAAUAUGUAAUGCUAUCUUGUAUGUUGAAUUUGUUAAUGCACUACACAAGUGCAAAAUAAAGACUGAUUCACAUUAAGUAGG